AUGCGCAAACGAUACACGAAAUCGAUAUGUGUAGACAACGAGGUCAGCCGCGGUCCAAACCGCAUCCGAGCCAGUUCCAGCGUCUUCGCGUUACCGUUACACAAGUGUCGCGGCGAUUUGCAUUGCUAUCGUCUUGGGUUCACUCACUCAGAACUAGCCCGAGAACGCAAGGACAGGCUAGCUGGGGCGACAUUAGAGCCACCGUGGUUAUUAUUGUCCAAUUAA
Leptosia nina is the source of this 225-nucleotide messenger RNA. NCBI's taxonomy places the organism in Eukaryota, Metazoa, Arthropoda, Insecta, Lepidoptera, Pieridae. The record is from the annotation of a GenBank genome assembly.